Molecule: messenger RNA, 3208 nt
Organism: Botrytis deweyae
Lineage: Eukaryota; Fungi; Ascomycota; Leotiomycetes; Helotiales; Sclerotiniaceae
Exons: 4
Coding region: 1270-2883 (537 amino acids)
Biological process (GO): amino acid transmembrane transport
Cellular component (GO): vacuolar membrane
Molecular function (GO): amino acid transmembrane transporter activity
Source: RefSeq, a predicted model, not a curated record
AUCUCGACAUUUCUAUAGAGUGGAUCAUCCAUCACCCUCUCUUCCUUCUUUCCCUCUUUUCUCAUAAGUCAUCGGCCAACCAGGAUUUUGAUCCGAGCCGGGUUUUACAACUACAAUCACCAUAUGAUUGAUUGAUUUGUUUGGACUACUCCGAAAAGAUGGGGGGGGCUUUGCAUAUUGUUCCCCGUCUAUGUAUUCUAGGGUCUUGACGAGGAUUUGUUCGAGAUACCAAGUCAAGAUACCAAGUCUCGAGCAAGUAUGAAUAAAAAAGAAAGGGCUGACAACAUUGCAUGAGAGAUUCUUGGAAAUGUGGUAUAAGAAUUGCCAAUAUCUCUUGUUUGCGCGGGAGGGGAUAGUUCUAGAUAUGCCUAGGAAAGUCAUCGGUGCUUAUUUCAUUUUUUAUCUUGGAGGUGAUGCGGGGCAAUGAGCCAUAGGCAAUUGCCAAUAGGGAAUGGGCAAUGGGCACUGAUAAUUGACAUCGUAUCGCAUAUCGUGCCGCAUUGCACCGUGCGGUAUAUGAACUCCAUAUGAAUCUGGACUGCUCCUCUACAAUGAAGCUAGCUGGCUCGCUGGUUGCUGGCUGCUGGAUAUGUUCGAAACCCCAUGUUACCAAUAGAAAGCAUUGUUAUACAAACGAGACCCUGAUGUUGAAUAUGAUUCUGAUGACUCGCAGGUGUCAACAACUACGGAGAGUUAGAAUCAUUUCAAUUGAAAGAUACAGUACUAAGAAAACUAUCUGUACAACAUCUCCACCCAUCUCAACUCAGAACAAGGAACAAAUGGAAGGAUCAGUAUGCAAGUCAGAUAUCUAAAUUUCACUCUUCCCUUCAUCCAAUCCCCCUUCAUCCCAUUUCAAGGUUAUGUGGAUACCUUGAACUAUCAGGUAUGUCUUUUCGCUGCACACUAAAUUAGUGUCUUCUGGGGAUGCUUGUAGUUCGAUAAGCCUUUAUCAAAGUAGAAAACUCCCCUCUAGCCUCGAGUUAUAAGGAACCAUCUUCUUAGUUUUUCGCACAUUGAGAUGGAGGAUUAGAAAAAGUAAUCCGUUUUCCCUUUCCUAUAUCGCAUAAGAAUUCCAUUCAUCUCUUAUACAUCUCACAACCCAAGAACUCACUCAACAGUCCAUCUACAAGAGAUAACACCUCGCCGGCGUACUCAUCAAUCUGAUUACUACAAUCAAGAUUAAUCAAUACCGCCAUUAAUGUGGUUUGCGCAGACUACAACCCUUCACCCAAUUCACUAUUCACCAAUAGUUCAUUUCCCAUCGAGAAAAUGGCGAUAAAUCAAGAAUCCCCAGUCAUGUCUUCAGAAAACAAUUCAAACAACGAUGUCAACGAUAAAUCUAGAGAAGAAUAUAUUAGCGAAGAUCAAACUCCUACCAUGGAAUACAAAAAAGUCAGUUGGCGCAGUACUUGGGGAUUUGGUCCCGUAACCAUUGGUCCAAGAAUUGGUCCAGUCUUGCCACAUCUUCGUCUAGAUGCCGAUGCAUCAAGUCUCAGCGGGGACAGUGGAAAGGAUCUUUUGAGCCAGCAGAUUGAAGCCGAAGCAGGUUCUGCUAUCAAAUAUCGUAGUUGCAGUUGGCAAAAGACUGCGGCUCUUCUUUUUUCAGAAUAUAUCUGUUUGGCAAUUAUGUCCUUCCCAUGGUCUUACUCAGUUUUAGGACUUGUACCAGGUCUUAUUUUGACUGCGGUUGUCGCAUUCUUGGUCCUCUACACGUCCCUAGUUUUAUGGGAAUUCUGUAUGCGUCAUCCUGAACUUAGAGAUGUUUGUGAUGUUGGACAAAUGCUUUUUGGUGGAAGAUGGGCAUGGCAUGCUACUGCUAUCAUGUUUCUUUUGAAUAAUACCUUUAUUCAGGGUCUCCAUGUCUUGACUACUGCAAAAUACUUGAAUACUAUCACCAAUCACAGUCAAUGCACAGUAGUAUUCGCCGUUAUUGCAGCUGUAAUCUGUUGGGUUUGUUCCGUUCCAAGAACCUUCAGCGCUUUAUCUUGGUUAGCCACAUUAUCCGCAAUCUUCACCUUCAUCUCCGUCAUGCUCGCUACAAUUUUUGCCGGAAUCGAACCUCAUCCUCUUGGCUACAAUCCCGAUCCUAACUCCAUCAUCGCAGCCACUGGUCUUGCUGGAGGUGCCCCUACCGUUACUGCAGUAAUCCUUAAGGGUACAACAUUUGUAAAUGGUUUCAAUGCCUUCCUCAACAUCUCCUACACAUUCAUUGGUCAAAUUACUAUCCCUUCUUUCAUGGCCGAGAUGAAAAACCCUGCCGAUUUUCCCAAAGCUCUUUGGGCUGUUACCAUUGCCGAAGUUAUUGUUUUCAGUUUGGUCGGUUCAAUCAUUUACGCUUUUACUGGAAACCAAUACAUGACAGCCCCAGCCUUUGGAUCUCUAGGAAAGAAAUUAUACGUCGAUAUUUCCUUUUCUUUCAUGAUUCCAACGCUCAUUUUCCUCGGGGUUCUCUAUGCUUCCGUCUCUGGCCGCUUCAUUAUCAACCGCGUCUUCCAUAACAACAAGAGGCAUCUCCAUGAAAAUACCAUGAAAGGUUGGGUAGUCUGGAUUGCCAUCUUGGCUGCAACUUGGGUUGGUGCCUUCAUUAUUGCCGAAGUUAUUCCCUUCUUCUCCGAUCUUUUAUCUUUGAUGUCUUCCCUCUUCGAUUCCUUUUUUGGAUUUAUUUUCUGGGGUGUAGCAUAUAUUAGAAUGAGACGUGUAGAUCAUGGGGAAGGAUGGAUCAGCAAGACGAGUAAGGUUGGAUUGAGUUUCAACAUAUUGAUUAUAUUGAUUGGGUUGCUGUUUUUAACUGCAGGAACUUAUACGAGUGUUCAGAGUAUUGUGGAUGGGUAUAAUGCUGGAUCAUUUGGGGGUGCGUUUACUUGUGCUAGUAAUGGUAUUUAAGUAAUAGAUGGGAGGAUGCAAAUUAGAUAUGGAACGAAGAUGGUCUGUUUUUGUUCGAAAGGUAUUGUUAGUUUUGAAAGUGAUUGGAUAGAUUUGGUGUGGUGUAGUAAUCCUGGGGACACGAUGUAGGUGGAUCUUAUGGAUGUGGAAGGUAUAAUAUACGCAUCCGUGCGCUUUGAGGAAAACUGCCGGCGGAGUUUAGGAGUCUUAGAAACCAAUGGAAACAUACUGGUUCUGGUUCUGUGCUUCGGUAUAUAGCAGGACCGAGGACUUCCUUUAAAGGGGAAAUAUAGUAAUAAAAGUAUGGUAUUUUAAUGAUUAGUAU